AUGCGGACUCUCAAUGUAGCUAUCCUUGGCUUCCUGCACCUUGGCGUGGCCUUGGGCAACAAGCUAUGGACGACGAAUCUUCGACAAAAGGCGUUCGCCACCGCCGGGCUGCCGUUGGGCAACCUCACAGUCAAGCUGAAGGCGGAAUCUUUCGUCAACUCCAGCACCGACAUCGGUGAGAUCGGCGGCAUCAGACUGAUGACAGCAAGUGGGCACUGCAUUAGCUGCACGACUCCCUUGCAAUGCUCGACCUUGGAUGAGCCAAUGCAGGGGAUGAGCAUUGUCAAAGCCUGCAAUCCGCAACCGAAGCCGGGCGACAUGUUCAGCUGGAAGGUCGAUGGGAAGUCAGCCUAUGACAUCCGGGUGGACUUUCCUCUGGACAAGCUCAAUAACCAGCUGGAUUUUGUCAUUGAGAUUCUCUCGGCCUUGGAUCUCUCAGGAACCAACACGGGUGAGAAGAAGGGCCGGCAGGUGACGAGCUGGAUCUCCACAGUCAUCAUCGGAACAGAGGAUCACUCGGCCUGGAUGAAGGUCGCGGUGAACAUGAACGGCGACUUCAAGAAAACCGUUGUCGGACGACAGGCUGCUGAGUUCCCAGGCUCGGCGAAGGACAUCUACGCUGGGGAAUGUGCGAGGCCAAAGGACAUCAGCGGCUACCAUGUAACAGAGCUAAGCAUGGCGCGGACGCAGCUCAACGUGUUGGCUGCCUGCGCCUCCAAGUACAUAGGUGUCGCAAAAGUGACAACAUGCAAGGCCCAUGGAGAGGCGUACGUGCUGUCUGGCUGCGAUCCGGAGAAGUGCGUUGCUCCUGCCACCCUCACCGGCUAUGUAGUGAAAUCCGUUGACGUGCAGCGGCCUUUCUUUACCGCUGACGUUGUGUGCGACAAUGAGAACGGUUACUACGGCACGGCCACUGCGGAUGUUUGUUCUUCUAAUGGUCAAGAGUACACGCUGUGGGGCUGCGACACAACGACCUCAACCAGCACCACCACCACCACCUCAACGACGACGACAACCACCACUACAACGACCACGACAACGACGACCACAUCCACGACAACCACAACCACGACUACGACCACAACUACAACCACCUCAACAACCACCACGACCACUACCUCCACAACCACGACGACAACCACCACAUCUACGACGACCACAACCUCGACCACCACAACGACGACAUCGACAUCAACAACCACAACCACUACGUCCACGACAACUACCACCACGACCACCUCAACCACCACCACAACCACCACGACCACUAGCACCACAACUACCACAACCACCACUUCCACGACCACCACAACCACAACCACGUCCACCAGCACCUCAACCACGACGACAACCACUACAACCACAACCACUACAACCACCAGCACCACCACAAGCACCAGCACCACGACUACCACCAGUACCACCACCACUACUACAACCACCACUACGACCACCACAACCUCAACUACAACAACAACCUCGACCACCACAACGACGAGCACUACAACAACCACCAGCACAACCACUUCCACCACGACCACUACUUCCACAACGACAACGACAACCACCACAUCCACGACCACCACCACCACCACCUCGACGACUACAACCACAUCCACCACCACCACGACCACUACAACAUCCACGACUACUACCACAACCACCACCUCAACUAGCACUACCACCACCACUACCACCACAAGCACUACCACAACGACUACCACAACAAGCACAACAACUACCACCAGCACCACGACAACCACGACGACAACCACAACAAGCACAACCACAACUACUUCCACCACAACGAUUACCACCACAACUACUACAACCACUACCACAUCAACAUCCACGACAACGACCACGACCACAAGCACCACCACGACAACUACAACCACAAGCACCACAACCACAACCACCAGCACUACCACAACCACCACCACAACCACCACAUCCACAACCACCACUACCACAAGUACGACGACCACAACUACGUCGACAACGACCACCACGACCACUUCAACGACUACCACGACCACGACUAUUCAUGGCUUCUGCAUGGCCCCAAAGAAUGCCGUGGGAUACAUCAUCGAAGAAAACAAUCUGUGGUGGUCCGGCUUCGACGUUGUGGUGAGAUGCGACACGCCCACCUACAUCGGACACGCAAAGGUGGAAGUCUGCACGGAGGCGGAGAAGCCCUAUGUGGUCCACGGCUGCGCCAAGUACAUCAACUGCAAGACCCCAGCCAGCACACAAGGCUACGUGAUCACGGAGACUGGUACAGAGCUGCACAAAUGGGAUGUGAAGGCGCAGUGCGCAGCGCUGUACCACGGCACGGCGGUAGUCAAGGAGUGUGACGACGACGGCCUGCCCUACGGCAUUUCAGGCUGCGAGCCAGACACAUGCAUUGAGCCCACCGACACGACGGGAUACGAUCUGAAAGUGAAAGAUUUGGAGAUGUGGAAGUUUAGCGUUACCAUUGCAUGUGCGUCGGGUUACAUUGGCGAUGCUAAAGUGGAGAAGUGUGAUGGGCACGGACUGCCUUACAAGAUUGAUGGUUGUCUGCCGACGACCACCACCACGAGCACCACCACCACAACGACUACCACGACGAUCGACGAGCCUUGCAUGGCCCCGAAGAACGCCAUCGGCUACAAGAUCACGGAGAACAGCGUGCAUUGGACAUCCUUCGAUGUGACUGCAACUUGUGCCGAUCGGUUUUAUGGGCACGCCCAUGUGAAGAUCUGCACCAAGCCGGACAUGGUCUACUACCUGUCAGGCUGCACCAGAGUGGUCACCUGCAAGACCCCUCAAGACACGCUUGGCUACCACGUCAAGGAGGCCAACCUGGACACGCACCAGUGGGACGUUACGGCUUCAUGUGCCCAGAAGUUUCAUGGCACGGCGAAGGUGACCCAGUGCGACGAGGACACCUAUCCUUACGCCCUUGCUGGUUGCCAGCCGGACACAUGCACCGGUCCAUCGGAUACCACCGGCUACACCUACACCGCAAACUCCCUUGCUAUGCACAACUUCGACGUUUCCGUGGAGUGUGCAUCGGGCUAUGAGGGCAAUCCCGCUGCCACGGUUUGCGAUGGGCAUGGUAAAUCCUUUACCAUUGAUGGAUGCCAAACCACAACCACUACUUCCACUACCACGACGACCACCACCACGACCACCACCACCUCCACUUCAACUACGACGACGACAACCACAACAACCACCAGCACUACCACCACAACUACCACUAGCACCACCACAACCACCACGACCACUACUACCACAACAUCGACCACCACAACAACGACAACCACAACAACCACCACCACAACAACUACCAGCACAACAACCACAACCACAACGACGUCGACCACCACAACCACGACUACCACAUCCACAACUACAACGACAACAACCACAAGCACUACCACAAUCACCACUACCAGCACAACCACAAUCACAACCACCACCACCACCACGACCUCCACCACAACCACAACGACCAGCACAACCACAUCAACUACAACAACUACCACGACCUCCACCACGACAACUGUCACGAUUCCAAAGCUGGUGUGUUCCGCGCCACUGGACACCACAGGCUACCUGAUCUCCGAGCACAACCUGCUACAGGAAAGCUUCAAAGUCACAGCCGAUUGUUCCGAUGAGUACAUUGGCACCGCCAGCGUGGUCGCGUGCACGGAGGAGGACAACGUCUACAAGGUGAAGGGCUGUGAGAAGAAGGUCUUCUGCUUUGCGCCGACAGCACUAGGCUACCACGUCGACGAGAAGAGCCUUGUUAUGCAAGCCUUCGACGUGACGGCGACUUGCGCGGCCGGCUUCCAUGGCUCAGCCAAGGUCCAAGCGUGUUCCAAAACCGACAGCGAGUACAGCAUCAGCGGUUGCAAGGAAAACUUCUGCACGUCGCCAAGUACGGUAGGCUAUGCUGUCUCCGAGGUUGAGCUGCGUCAGCAUGCCUUCCAGGUCACAGCAGCUUGCGACAAUGGCUAUGAAGGUACCGCCGUGGCCAAGGCUUGCAGUGUCCACAAGGGCAGCUACGUGCUCUCGGGUUGCACAAGGAGAGAAAUCUUCUGCGUUGCCCCCACCGUCACCGACGGCUAUGAGGUGACCGAAACGGAUCUUCGAGUGGACGAGUUCGAAGUGAAGGCCAGCUGUGCUGCAGGAUACACAGGCACUGCAAAGGUCAUAAAGUGCUCGGGUUCGACACAGAAGGUUGCAACGUCCUACUCUUUGGAGGGCUGCACCAGCACGAGUGAAAGAGCGCCCAGCUCGAACGUCUUCUGCGUUGCCCCUUCAGUCACCGAUGGCUACGACAUAUCAGAGACGGAUCUCCGCGAGAGCAUGUUCCAAGUAACGGCCAGGUGUGCUACAGGAUACUCAGGCACUGCGAAGGUCGCGAAGUGCACAGGCGCAACAACAAAGGAGGCGAAGCCCUACACUCUCAGUGGAUGCACAAAACGCUGA
Molecule: messenger RNA, 4485 nt
Organism: Symbiodinium natans
Lineage: Eukaryota; Dinophyceae; Suessiales; Symbiodiniaceae
Source: the annotation of a GenBank genome assembly